GUACCAGGUACCCGCAGGUUCGCCCCGGAGAGGAUCUCCGCCAGUAAGCGCGGGUGGUUGCCCCCGCCUGCCUUGCCCAGCCCAGCUCAGCCCAACGUUCCAGCUUUAUCCUCCAGCUAAUCCAACACGUGCGUCAGCCACCUACCUACCUGGCAGAUCCCCCAGCUUACUUGCUAUUUACUUUUCGUUUGAGCUCCCCCUUUCCUUCCCCUCCACACUUCACUCACCUCACAUCUCACACCUCACAUCACUCAAUUUCCCACCUCAACAGCAAUCAGUUAACCCCCCAAACAACAAAAGCAACACGAACCAUGACCUCUCGAACCGCCCUCUUCAUCACCGACCUGCAAACCGAACUCCUCACCUCCCCCGAAACCCGCAUCCCCCACGCCGACCGCAUCCUCACAGCGUCGACCGAAAUCCUCACCACCGCGCGUUCCAUCAUCGACGCCCACCGCGACACGAACCGUCUCUCGCCCUCCCUCAUUGUCUUCGUUCAACAUGAAGAAAACCCUACUACCGGUGGCACGAUGAUCAAGGGCAUCGAGCCGUGGGAAUUACAUUUCGCUCCUCGGGAGAGUGUAGAGGAGGAGAUUGUCGUGGGGAAGAAUAUGGACGACCCAUUCAAAUCCAACCGAGGCCUAGCCCAAAAGCUCCGCAGCGCGGGCGUCACCGAUAUCGUGGUGCUUGGAGCGCAGAGUGAGAAGGGUGUGGAGGCGACGUGUACGGGGGCGUUGGCGGCCGGGUUCCGGGUUACUUUGUUGGCGGGCGCGCAUUCGACGUAUGAUCGGGAUGGGGAGGGGAAGAUGGCGGUGGAUAUUGAAAGGGAGGUGGAGCGGAGGUUGUCGACGAGGGGGGCUAGGGUCGUGGGUUGGGAGAAGGCGGUUCGGGGUUGGGUGGAGAGGCAGAGGGUUGGUUGAAUAUCGUUUUAGGCAGAUGUCUUAUUCCAGUUCCUUAGUACAAUAUUAUUAAUGAUUCC
Aspergillus ibericus CBS 121593 is the source of this 979-nucleotide messenger RNA. Its product is annotated as isochorismatase hydrolase. The record is from RefSeq and is a predicted model, not a curated record. The transcript is spliced from 2 exons. Lineage: Eukaryota; Fungi; Ascomycota; Eurotiomycetes; Eurotiales; Aspergillaceae. Bases 312 to 920 code for a protein of 202 amino acids.